This is a messenger RNA of Anneissia japonica, 427 nucleotides long. RefSeq names its product pancreatic lipase-related protein 2-like. Lineage: Eukaryota; Metazoa; Echinodermata; Crinoidea; Comatulida; Comatulidae. The record is from RefSeq and is a predicted model, not a curated record. The annotation marks the transcript as partial. The transcript is spliced from 2 exons. Gene Ontology annotation, molecular function: lipase activity.
AUAGUUAUAAUGAUAAGAACGUGUAUUGAGAUAAUUAUAUAAAUUAGCUGCAUUUUGCGUUUAGUAGUCCUAUGUGACAGCAGUCGACAUGUUACAUUCACGGUUUUUCCUCACAAUUUUAAGUUCAGUUGUAUUAGACAUAGGUGUGGCCGAUGAGGUUUGUUACGGUGAUCUUGGUUGUUUCAACAACGAUCUACAAUGUCAUCGACUAUCAUUUCCGCCAAUGGCACCAGAUAUUAUGAAUGUUGAAUUUCAAUUGUUCACUCAAAUGAACCCAGUUAAGUUUGCUGUCAUUGACCGGAAUGUUCCAGAAUCACUGACUUCAACGUAUUUCAAUCCACAUUUGAAGACAGUCGUGCUUAUCCACGGCUGGACCGACACCGCCGGUGGAUGGACGAAUAUGGUACGAGAUGCUCUGUUGCAACGA